Megalopta genalis is the source of this 1327-nucleotide messenger RNA. RefSeq lists its product as uncharacterized. The record is from RefSeq and is a predicted model, not a curated record. NCBI's taxonomy places the organism in Eukaryota, Metazoa, Arthropoda, Insecta, Hymenoptera, Halictidae.
GCGAGAAUCAAACGUUCCUGAGAGACGUAACGUUAACCACCACGAUACUCGGGCCGAGCAACAUGGCUCCAUACUUGCACCUGCUUGCGCCGGUGCUUCUAAUCUAUCUGGCAGCCGACGGUCACAGCGUUCUGCUGUAUCCGCAGCGAACCCUGUUACAAUUCACGUUGGGCGUCUCGGUCCCGGUAACCAUGAACAAAAGGGGCGGCGUGGUGUUCUCCGCCGCAUUUCAAUUAAAUUAUAAACUUCCAUCGAACUUGUCGGAACUCGAGCCUACAAUAAUACCGGCCCGCCAGAUGAGGGACUUGCAGCUCCAGGACACUUACGGGACCAUCGAAAAUAUAUUCAACCGGCAUGGCUGGCGGGACGGCAAGAACUGUCUUUUAAGGACCAUUUGCGAGCUCGCGGAGACACCAUUUGGCAGGACACGGGGCCACGACGUCCUCGAGGAGGUGAUCCACUUAAUUUUAACACCAACCGAGGACUUGCCAAGGACAGCUAAUUCCACUCACCGCAGCGUCGACGAAUUGUAUCGGGAAGCGGAACGAUUGGGAAGAUCUGGCGGUGACUGCAUCUUGGCCUAUCCCGAUUGCAUCGAGUCACCUUUGGAAUCAUUCACGGAGAUCGCAUUCCCUUAGGGGAUCCGGGAUUUAAACGUCUGCCUGCUGCCGAUCACGACUUCUUCCUCGAGGGUGGGUCUGUCGUUUAUUUGUCCGACGCCUUCGAGAUCUACUGAAGUUCUGCUGCACGUGAACUGAUAUUGCUAUGAUACGAAAUUCAUGGUCAAACUGGCACGAUCAAACACUGCGAACACACUGUGAAACAUUCGUGGAGUAUAAGACUGUUCCGAGUUAAUAAUAUUUAAGUAUUAUUUGAUGUAAUCGUUAUUCUGCAGUUCAAAUGGAAUUUCGAUAAGAUAUUUUUAUUUUCAUAAGAAUAAAAUAUUCUUAUGAUUUUCUUAAAUGAUAAAAGACAUCUUAUUAAAUAAUAGAAGACAUUUUUUUAUUAAAUAGCAUAAGAACUCUUAGCGUAAUUAUUUAUUUACAACGAACUACGGCUAUAGUGAAAGAUCGUGUCGUAUACAGUGAGCCACGAUCAAAUCAAUCAAAGGAAACGCAACGGUCUUUCGAUUGUAGCUGAUGUUGGAAACAUUGUACUAUAUAAUAAAAAUCAUUGUUCGAUGCAUUUGCAUUUUCGAAUUCAUGAAACAUUCCAAUUAAAAUAUUUUCACGAAUCAGAAAAAGUGAUCUGUUUCUAUAUCUUGUGUAAAUUGAAAUAACAAAUCUGUAAGAAAUUAUACUAAUAAAGAGAGAGGGAUAUUGAUAUA